AUGGCUUCCACUUAUAGCCGUACUCGAAUCAACAAGGCUCAUCCUCAGGAUGUAGUCCCUAUGGAUAUAGAUACCGACACUGUCUUCGGGAGAGUAGACACUGUAUUCUCGACUCUGGAAACAGAUGUUGAGAUGACAGAUAUCUCGGAAGGGGAUAUGUCUGAAGACGAAGACACAGAUGUUGUGAUGGACAUGGGCGACGAGAACGUCGGUUGGAUUGAUGAAGACAUGGACAUGAUGGACGUCGAUGUGGAAAUCAAGAACUUGGAUAUCGAAAUGGAGGAUUGUGACUCCCAUUACGACGACAUGGAAGUCGACAAGAAGUUGGAUUGUCUUAUGGAGUUAGACUGA
This is a messenger RNA of Pestalotiopsis fici W106-1, 351 nucleotides long. RefSeq lists its product as uncharacterized. Bases 1 to 351 code for a protein of 116 amino acids. Lineage: Eukaryota; Fungi; Ascomycota; Sordariomycetes; Amphisphaeriales; Sporocadaceae. The record is from RefSeq and is a predicted model, not a curated record. The transcript has 2 exons.